Molecule: messenger RNA, 5237 nt
Organism: Cynocephalus volans (Philippine flying lemur)
Lineage: Eukaryota; Metazoa; Chordata; Mammalia; Dermoptera; Cynocephalidae
Gene: DNAAF9
Product: dynein axonemal assembly factor 9
Exons: 37
Coding region: 36-3569 (1177 amino acids)
Source: RefSeq, a predicted model, not a curated record
CGCAGCUGCACCGUCCUCCUCCGUCGCCUGCCGCCAUGGAGGUGUACCCCCAGCGCCGGCUGGGGCUACCCCGCGCGCGGUCCUCCGGCGGCUCCCGCCGCGGGUCACCCUCCGUCAGUUGCAGCCGACUCCGCCAGGUUCAGAGCAUCCUGACCCAGAGCAGCAAGUCUCGGCCUGAUGGGAUCCUCUGCAUCCUAGGAAUCGAUAGCAGGUACAAUGAAGGCUGCAGAGAGCUGGCAAAUUAUCUUCUGUUUGGUUUGUACAAUCAGAAUACUAGUGAUUUUGAGAAAACGGGAUUUUCUGAAGAAGUUCUAGAUGAUGUAAUUAUAUUGAUUAAAUCAGAUAGUGUCCAUCUGUACUGUAAUCCUGUAAACUAUCGCUAUCUCUUACCCUAUGUGGCACAUUGGAGAAAUCUGCAUUUGCACUGCAUGACAGAAAAUGAGUAUGAAGAUGAGGAAGCUGCAGAGGAAUUUAAAAUUGCUAGCUUUGUGGAUAUGGUUCGAGACUGUAGUAGAAUUGGCAUACCUUACAGCUCUCAAGGUCACUUGCAGAUAUUUGAUAUGUUUGUGGUGGAGAAAUGGCCAAUUGUACAGGCCUUUGCACUUGAGGGCAUUGGAGGGGAUGGAUUUUUUACCAUGAAAUAUGAGUUGCAGGAUGUGAGUUUGAAUCUAUGGAAUGUCUACAGCAAGAUGGAUCCUGUGUCCCUGGAGAGUUUGCUUUCAGAAGAUUUGGUGGCUUUUGAACAUCAGUGGACUAGAUUCUUUGCUAAUUUUGACACAGAAAUUCCUUUCCUGCUGGAACUUUCAGAAUCUCAGGCAGGUGAGCCUUUCAGAAGUUACUUCAGUCACGGAAUGAUCUCCAGUCAUAUAACUGAAAACAGCCCUAAUAGGCAGCCAUUCGUUCUCUUUGGUAAUCACGCCACACGAGAAAACCUGAAUGCUGGCAACUUUAACUUUCCUUCUGAAGGGCACCUGGUACGCAGCACUGGUCCUGGUGGGAACUUUGCCAAACACAUGGUAGCACAGUGCGUCUCACCAAAGGGACCUCUUGCUUGUUCAAGAACAUACUUUUUUGGAGCUACUCACAUUCCAUACUUGGGUGAUAACCAUAAGCUGCCCAAGAAAAUGGAACAAAUUAGGCUCUUGUCCCAGGUAUAUGCUGCUGUUAUUGAGGCUGUCUUGGCUGGCAUUGCAUGUUAUGCUAAAACUUCCAGUCUAACAAAGGCCAAGGAGGUAGCAGAGCAGACCCUGGGAUCUGGCUUAGAUUCCUUUGAGUUGAUUCAGUUUAAGGCAGCCCUACGAUCAAAGAUGACUUUUCAUAUACAUGCUGUGAAUAAUCAGGGAAGAAUUGUGCCUCUGGACAGUGAAGAUGGCUUAUCCUUUGUGAAGACGGCUUGUAUGACCAUCUAUGACAUUCCUGACUUGCUGGGAGGAAGGGGGUGCUUAGGAUCUGUGGUCUUCUCAGAAUCAUUUUUGACAUCUCACAUCUUGGUUAAAGAAAAGGAUGGCACUGUUACCACAGAAACCAGCUACACAGUCCUGACAGCCGCCAUACCCAGAUUCUGCUCCUGGCUGGUAGAAGAUAAUGAAGUAAAAUUGUCUGAGAAAACCCAGCAAGCAGUGAAGGGAGAUGAGUGUUUCCUGGGUACUUUUCUAACAGGAGGAGACGGAGCAUAUCUUUAUUCCAGCACUCUACAGUCUUGGCCUGAGGAAGGGAAUGUGCAUUUCUUCUCUAGUGGCCUUCUGUUUUCUCACCAUCAUUGUGGAAGUAUCACCAUUUCCAAGGAUCACAUGAAUUCCAUUUCCUUCUAUGAUGGGGAUUCCACCAGUAUUGUUGCUGCCCUUCUCAUAGACUUCAAAAGCUCGUUGCUUCCUCAUCUCCCAGUUCAUUUCCUUGGAUCAAGCAAUUUUCUGAUGAUUGCGCUUUUCCCCAAAUCAAAGAUAUAUCAAACAUUUUACUCAAAGGUCUUCACCCCUUGGCAACAGCAGGAUAACUCAGGGCUGGCUUUAAAAGUGAUCCAAGAAGAUGGAUUAUCUAUGGAACAAAAGAGAUUACACUCCAGUGCACAGAAGCUCUUCGAUGCCCUGAACCGUCCUGCUGGGGAGAAACAGAGUUCUCUAAAGCUACUCUCAGCCAAGCUCCCAGAGCUGGACUGGUUUCUCCAACAUUUUGCUGUUAGCAGCAUUAGUCAGGAGCCGGUGAUGCAGACUCAUCUUCCUAUCCUGCUGCAGCAAACUGAAAUCAACCCUACUCACAGAGUAGAAAAUGACAAGGUAAUUAUCAGCAUUGUAACCGGCCUCCCAGGUUGUCAUGCUAGCGAGCUCUGUGCUUUUCUGGUCACUCUGCAUAAGGAAUAUGGCAGGUGGAUGGUAUACCGCCAAAUCAUGGACAGCUCCGAGUGUUUUCAUGCUGCCCACUUUCAGAGAUACCUUUCCAGCGCCCUGGAGUCCCAACAGAACCGUUCUGCCCGCCAGUCAGCCUACAUCCACAAGAAGACCAGACUGCUGGUGGUGUUACAAGGCUACACAGAUGUUAUUGAUGUUGUCCAGGCCCUGCAGACCCACCCAGACUCAAAUGUCAAGUCCUCCUUUGCCAUUGGUGCCAUUACGGUGUGCAUGGAGCCCCUGAGCUGCUACAUGGAGCACAGGUUUCUCUUCCCUAAAUGUCUUGACCAGUGUUCACAAGGCCUGGUGAGUAAUGUGGUGUUCACCAGUCACACCACAGAGCAGAGGCACCCUCUCCUUGUUCAGCUGCAGAGUCUCAUCAGGGCUGCCAAUCCCACUGCAGCCUUCAUUCUUGCAGAAAAUGGGAUUGUCACCAGGAAUGAAGACAUUGAGCUGAUUCUCUCAGAAAAUAGUUUUUCAAGUCCUCAGAUGCUACGAUCUCGAUAUUUAAUGUACCCUGGCUGGUAUGACGGUAAAUUUGAUGCUGGAUCAGUCUUCCCACUAAUGGUUCAGAUCUGUGUAUGGUUUGGCCGUCCCUUGGAGAAGAAUCGCUUUGUGGCCAAGUGUAAAGCAAUUCAAUCGUCCAUCAAGCCAAGUCCCUUCUCUGGAAACAUCUACCACAUCCUGGGCAAAGUGAAGUUUUCAGACUCUGAGAGGACCAUGGAGGUCUGCCACAACACUCUGACCAACUCCUUGAGCAUUGUGCCAGUUUUGGAGGGACCCACACCACCACCCGCCUCCAGAAGCACACCUCCAGACAGCAGCGGGCAGCAGGAGUGCUACCUUGUAUUCAUUGGCUGCUCCCUGAAGGAAGACAGUGUCAAGGACUGGCUGCGGCAAUCAGCUAAGCAGAAGCCUCAGAGGAAAGCCCUGAAGACCAGGGGGAUGCUGACCCAGCAGGAGAUCAGGAACAUCCAUGUGAAACGCCACCUGGACCCCCUACCUGCAGGCUACUUUUAUAAUGGUACCCAGUUUGUUAACUUCUUUGGUGACAAGACUGAUUUUCAUCCACUCAUGGAUGAGUUCAUGAAUGACUAUGUGGAAGAAGCCAACCGGGAAAUUGAGAAGUAUAACCGCGAGCUGGAACAGCAGGAGUAUCACGACCUCUUUGAGCAGAAGCCCUAGAGGAAGGCUGGUGGCCCCUCCCUGAAGGGGCUAUCUCCUUGGCUAUGUGUGCUUGCUUGAGUGCAUGUUGUCUUUAUUCUCUAUACAGUGCUGCAGAGCAUCACCUACACCACUGAUUUGGGGGAAGGGUCCUCAAGGAUGAGCAGACAGGAACUGCCUUGGGUGGGGAACUAGCAGUCCAGGAGCUCUGGGUCUCUGGUAACAGUACCUCCUUUGGGCUGUUGAGGCACUGUGAUGGGGAGAAGCAUUUGGAUUGUGCAGAAGAGCUGCUGGGACUUAGAAGGAACCCUGGCUGCCUGAACUGUGGCAGUGCCUGGAAGGCCAGCUACCUCAGGCCUCAGACACUGCCCCAGGAGAUCCCUCAUCCCUAAUGGACUGCCUGACUCCCCUGCUUAGGCCCCUUCCAUUAAGGGAGCUGGUGGCUCUGCUGGCCCUGGGUCCAGUCUCUGGGGGGAGCAGCACAAGCCCUGCCCAAGCCCAACUCACAGAGCCAGGAGCUUGGGCUGAGAUCAACAGCUUGUUCUGAAAUGAGGGGAUUUCCCUUGUGGACUAAACUGAGGGAAAAGGCAUGUUGCUUUCCAGGAGUAUGUGGCUCUUGAGUUGCCAUAAGCAGUACUUUGCCCUUGUGAUGGGUUUUUGAACUCUCCUCUGGCAUCACUCGCGUUUCCGUAAUUCAGGGACAAGAACAAGCAUGUUGCCCAAGCCCCAUUGGCAGUGCUUUGCCUCACUGUUGAGGGAAGCAUCCUGCAUCUGGUUAGUCUUACGCCUGGGGUCUCAUCACUUAUGGGGUGUCCGUCUCCAGCACCCAGCUCUUCCCCCAACCUUGUCAAGGAAGGCCUGCUUUUUAGCUACAAACUUCAGGAAAUUCAUGCCCCCCAAGCAUUUUUGCUGGCCCUGGAUUUGUUUGGCUCCUGAGGACCAAGAAUGUCAAAGAAUUCCAAUACCCAAGUUAGAAUUCCAGUGGCUUUGUUUUCAGCUGGACCAUAAAGCAGAGGGGAAUUACAAGUAUGUCCCAUGCCUGACCUUCGUAAUUAGUGUGGGGAAUGGGGUGGGGGACACAGGCACUAAUAUUUAGGUGAUGUCUGUCCGGACUUAGCGCCUCAGCUGCCUGGAUUGUAAAUGUUUUCUGAAUCUCACGUUUUUUGCAUGCCUUAGGAAGAAGCACAUAGGUGAAACCAGCAAAGUUUCAAAGUUUAGUAAUGUAGAGGGGUUUUUGAAAAAGGCCCCUGGUGCAGGGGAGAGAUAGGAUGGAGCACAUAUGGUCUGUGCCUGGUCACACAGAGGCCUGCAUGGAAGUAGCUAAGCAAUUGUCAAGGGCUUGUCAGUAAAAUAUACUUGUACUGGAAAAAACUAUUUGUAUUUGAAGCCAAACGAACAAAACUCUAAAUAUCAUUGAAUAAGAAAUCUUGCAUCAAGAAAGGCUUCUGAAAAGGUCCAUUUGCUCCAUUCCUAGCUCCAAAAGCCACUGGUGACAAGGGCCCCACUGUGGAAGCCCAAGUCUGGGAGCCCCUGACUUCUGGCUGGCCAGAGGUCCAUGAAGGGCCUGCCUCUGCUUCAGAAUCAAUAACAUAGAUCUUAAGUGCAAUUGAUUAAUAAGCAAUGAGUUACUGUAGCUUCCUUUAGCUCUACUGAGCUCUUUUUAAAAACUCAAACUUGAGCAGCCUCAGA